Messenger RNA from Microplitis mediator, 1656 nucleotides. RefSeq names its product myb-like protein X. The transcript is spliced from 2 exons. NCBI's taxonomy places the organism in Eukaryota, Metazoa, Arthropoda, Insecta, Hymenoptera, Braconidae. Gene Ontology annotation, cellular component: nucleus; 90S preribosome. Gene Ontology annotation, biological process: maturation of SSU-rRNA. The record is from RefSeq and is a predicted model, not a curated record. Bases 106 to 1581 code for a protein of 491 amino acids.
GUGGCAAUAGAGAACACGUGUUUUUAUUUUUCUUUGAUGUUUAUUUGAAUUUAAUAAAUAUAAUUAUUAUUUAAAGAUAAAUAAAUAGAAUAUUUUUUCAAAAACAUGGAGCCUAGUAAAGCAGACAAAACAAAAAUGAUUAAAAUAAAUAAUAAUUUUGUAUUAUUGAGGAAAGAUGUUAAAGCUGCGCGUCUCGCAGUAAUUCGAAAGUUGACUAAAAAAUUGGCGGCAAUGAAAGCCAAGAAGAGUAAAAAUCCCGACGUUAAAGAUAAAAUUGAAAAAUUAUAUUCACAAGUUAUGGAAAUAAAAAAAUUUAAAAACACUAAGCUGUUUGAUAAAGUAUCAAUAUUUGCAAUGAAAAAUACGCUUAAUUUACAACAAAUUUUGUCUGAUAGUAAAUUCGAUGCUAGGAUAAAAGCAUUGGGCAGAUUGGCAUUUUUCAAAAUUUUGAAAAAUAGUAUCGAUAAAUUUAAAAAAAAUAAUCCAGAGUAUUCUAGUUGGUUGGAAUAUAAGGAGAAACUCAAACCUAAGAAAAAUAAAAAAGAUAAAGAUAAAAAUAGUGAUAAGAAAGUCGAGGGUGAUGGCGACGGGGAAAAUGGAGUAACUGGAGCUAAUAAAAUAAAAAAAGAUAAGAAUAAGAAAGAUGGAAAAGAUAAGAAGGAUAAAAUUCGUGGUAAAGAUAAAAGGGCUUUGGAUGACGAUGAUGAUGAUGACGAUAAUGGAGACGAAAAGGAAAUUGGAGUUUCUGGAGCUAAAAAAAUUAAAAAAGAUUGUGAAGAUGAUGGUCAGGAUGAAGUCGAGCAAGAAAAGGAGGAUGUGAGUGACGAGAAUAGUGAAGAUGAAGAUGAAGAGGAAGAUGAAGAUAAAGAUGAUGAUGAAAUUAAUGAAGAUCAAGAUAAAGAAGAUAAACAAGUUAAUGAUCGUUUGAAAAAAUCUAUUACGAAGACCAGUAAAAUGAGUAAUAAAAGACUGAUUGUUAAAAAGAAUGAUAAUGGUAAAAAAGAUGAUGACGAUGAUAAUAAUAAAGAUGAUGACAUUGAUAAAAAGAAAGAUGAUGAAGCAAAUAAAGUUAAGUUUAAACGUGUAAUUGAUCCAUUCUUCGUUUCUGAUGACAAUAAUCCUAUUUAUUUAGAUAUUCCUCUAAAACCUGAAGCUGAUAAUGAUAAUGAUAAUAGGGAACAUGAAAAUAGACGGGAUAUGAGAAGUAAAAUGAGAAGACCAGAUCGUGAUACUUUUAAUUUUGAUAGAAGAAAUGAUAGAUUUAAUAACGACAGAAAUAAAUUUAGUAACGACAGAAAUAAAUUUAGCAACGACAGAAAUAAAUUUAGUAAUGACAGAAAUAAAUUAAAUAAUGAUAAAAGAUAUUCAAGUGAUAAAAAUAAAUUCAAUAAACAAAAGAUAAAUGACUCAAGUUAUAGUAAUAAAUCAAGUGGAUUUAAAAAAGCAACGAAUAAUGUAAAAAAAGAUAAAAAUGAAAAUAAUGCUGAGUUGCAUCCGUCAUGGGCGGCCCGUAAAAAACAACAAGAUAUUUUAAAACAAGGGUUCCAAGGAAAAAAAAUUGUUUUUAAUGACGAUGAUUAAUUGUUAGUUAAAUAUUUAUUUUUUAAAUUAUAAAUUUAAUUGGAACAAUACUAAAUAAAAAAUUUUUAUUUAAUA